This is a messenger RNA of Salpingoeca rosetta, 1545 nucleotides long. RefSeq lists its product as uncharacterized. Gene Ontology annotation, biological process: calcium ion import across plasma membrane. The transcript is spliced from 3 exons. The coding region runs from base 1 to 1545 and encodes 514 amino acids. NCBI's taxonomy places the organism in Eukaryota, Choanoflagellata, Craspedida, Salpingoecidae. Gene Ontology annotation, molecular function: monoatomic ion channel activity. Gene Ontology annotation, cellular component: membrane. The record is from RefSeq and is a predicted model, not a curated record.
AUGAUGGAAGGUGUGGUGUGUGUGGACUUUGUUGAGCAGCCAUCCAUGCUCAACACCGCCAUCAUGCGAUCCAAGGACGUCAACGGCGUCCAGACCAUCGCCGACUUCUUUGUCGCAACAGCACGCAGCACAGAGACCAAAGGCGACGCCGGACGCAUGCUGAGCAAGCCAUUCCUCAACAUUCCCAAGCUCGGCUCUGCCUUCACGGCCGACGUGAUCUUGCUCAUCAAGCACUUUCCCUCCAUCGCCUCUGCUUUCCUCGACAACCUUGGUCUCGUGCGGACGCGUGUGGGCGCUCCGGCAGAGAUCCAGUUGCCGUCAUCACGCAUGAUCGUCAUGGGCGCGAACACCCUCAACAUCAACCGCAACCUAUGGGCCGACAUGCGUGAGUCUGGUGAGCUGGCCAAGCUUCAAGACGCCAACGCAGCGCCCACGCUGACAGAGGCGCGCGUGGUGCCGUUGCCGCGUGCUGCUGGGUUUGUGAAUGACGGUUCCAGCCUGCUUGAGACGCUGGUGGACACGGGCGAUGCUGAGCUGUUUGGCAGCUUCAUUGUUCGCGCCGUCAUUCAGUACAAGUGGCAGACGAGCGGGCUGCGCCAGUUCCUGUGCGGCAAGGACGUGGCCCAGCUGCUGGGUGCAGCCGACAACAGCAGCAACAGCAACAACGGCAGCGAUGUCGUGUCAGUGGUGAUCAUGGUGGUGCUGGGCGUGCUGGCUGGCGUGGACAUGCUGCAGGAGGUGCGGCAGUCACGGUUGGUGCACGGCUACUGGCUCGACUUUUGGAACUGGCUGGACGUGACGAAUGUGGUGUUGGUGUUUGUGGUGCUGGGCACGUACUUUGCUGGCAUCGUGGCCGGGUGGACGUCGUUCCGGCUGUUGCUGCGUGAUGAUACCACGCUGCUGGUUGAAGGACUGGGCGACCCAGCCAAUGGGCUGCUGCUCAUGUUCAACCUGCUGUUGCUGGCGGACUUUGACCUGGACACCUUUGACGGCGACUACGUGGUGCUGCUGCGCAUCCUGUUUGUCAUCUCCAUGGUGCUGGUCCCCGUCGUGCUGCUGAACCUGUUGAUUGCGCUCAUGUCAGACUCGUACGAGCGCAUCCAGGACCGCGCAGACAUCGAGUUCCAGCUGCUGCGCGCACGCAUCUUGCGGGAGCAGGACGCGUGGCUGACGCUGGAGGGGAAGAUGGAUGCGCGACGCUUCCCCAUGUGGCUGCACGUGCUCGUGCCCAAGGGCAGCGGCGUCGGCCGUGACGGUGGCAGCGUGCAGUGGCAGGGUGUGCUGCACGCCCUCAAGAAGGAGGUGGCAGACAAGGUGGAGGGUGUAGAAAGGAAGAUGGGGGGUGUGGAAGGGAAAGUGGAGGGUAUGGAGACUGGGUUCAGCAAGAGGCUUGACGCAAAAGUUGGAGGUGUAGACGAACGAGUCAAGUCUCUAGAAGAGAAGGUUGAUCGCACGCUCGAGUUGCUGCAACAGCUGUUGGCUCGCGGCAGGGGUGAUGGUGGUGGCGGUCAAGAAGAGCCGGUGCAGGGAAUGGGGUUUACUUGA